UUUGACAUUUCCGACUUUCAAAUGACACAAAUAAAAUUAAAAAUAGACGAAAAAUCAACAUUUGCAUAAAAAUGCGUGACUAGCUAAUUAAUUCAAGCUCUAUUUCAAGAUGCGGACCCGUAGUAAUUCCGGGGUUCGCCUGGAUUACUACCAACGAGUAGUGCACAAAUUAAUCCUAGACCAUCAACAACCUGUGACGGGUUUGUUUCCAGCAAGUCCCCAAAAUGACCACGCAUGGAUCAGGGACAACUUGUACUGCAUACUGGCAGUCUGGGGGCUUUCCAUGGCCUUCAAGAAGAUCGCUGACCAAGAUGAAGACCGAGCGAAAACGUAUGAGUUAGAGCAAAGUUGUGUCAAAUUAAUGAGAGGCCUUUUAAUGGCAAUGAUGCAACAAAAAGAUAAAGUUGAGAAAUUCAAGAGCACGCAAAAUCCUCUGGAUUCCCUGCAUGCUAAAUACUCGUCAACCACAGGACGUUCUGUGGUUAAAGACAAUGAGUGGGGUCAUCUACAAAUUGAUGCUAUUUCCCUUUACCUGCUGAUCCUUGCUCAAAUGACUGCAUCCGGGCUGCAGAUUGUAUUCUCCCUGGAUGAAGUAGCAUUUAUACAGAACCUUGUGUUCUACAUUGAAUCUGCUUAUUGCACUCCAGAUUACGGAAUCUGGGAAAGAGGUGACAAAACUAAUCAUGGCUUGCCAGAGCUGAAUGCCAGCUCUAUUGGUAUGGCUAAGGCAGCACUUGAAGCCAUGAAUGAAUUGGACUUGUUUGGAGCCAGGGGCGGCCCAUCUAGUGUCAUUCAUGUUCUGGCUGAUGAAGCUCAGAAAUGUCAAGCUGUCUUGCAGUCAAUGCUGCCUAGAGAGUCUAAUAGUAAAGAACUUGAUUCUGGGAUACUGUCAAUCAUAAGCUAUCCUGCUUUUGCUGUGGACGACCCACAGCUUAUAGCUAAAACUAGAGAUGCUAUAGUCACAAAGCUGCAAGGAAAAUAUGGAUGUAAAAGAUUUCUGCGAGAUGGGCAUAAGACGCCCAGAGAGGAUCCUAACAGGCUGUACUAUGAACCUUGGGAGCUGAGGAUGUUUGAGAACAUAGAAUGUGAAUGGCCCCUAUUCUUCUGCUACCUCAUCCUCGAUUACUGCUUCCAAGGAGACAAGAACAAUGUUGGUGAAUACAUGAACAUGUUAGAGAAGAUAAUGCUCAGGAAAGAUGAUGGUAUAAAGUUGGUUCCUGAGCUGUAUGCUGUGCCAAUUGAUAAAGCUGAUUUAGAGAAAGCUGACCCAGGUAGCCAGGAAAGGAUACCUUUAGGCCGGUGUCCCUUUAUUUGGGCACAGUCUUUGUAUAUCCUAGGAAAGUUGUUGCAAGAGGGAUUCCUGGCUGUUGGUGAGUUGGAUCCUCUGAAUAGAAGGUUGUGUUCAGAGAAGAAGCCAGAUGUGGUUGUCCAGAUAGUUAUACUGGCCGAGGAUAAUGAAAUUAGAGACAAAUUGCUGGAGUAUGACUUGCACGUCCAAACUAUUAGUGAAGUGGCGCCUAUCGAGGUGCAACCGGCGAGGGUACUCAGCCAUCUUUAUACAUAUUUAGGAAGAAAUAAAAAACUCGGUCUAUCUGGCAGGAAAUCUCGUGACGUCGGCAUUCUUAGCACUAGCAAGUUGUACUCAUUGAAUGAUCGUAUAUUCGCCUUCACGCCACAGUUUUCUGAUAUGAGGCGGUUCUACAUAGCUUCCGACUAUGAGCUGAUGGUUGAUACUCUUAAAGCUGAGAUAAAUUUCUUGAAAUCUUCCUGGCAAAACCUUCUGGGGCGCCCCCUUGUGGUCUUGAGUUUAAAUCAAACAUACUUAGACCAAGGUCGUAUCCCGAUGGCAAUGAUAACGACUAUGAAGAAGUUGAAGUCAGGCUACAUAAACGGCACGAGAGUCACUCUGGGCAACCUCGGAGACUUCCUGAGUACGUCAGCCAUUACAAACCUGAGUUUCUUGGGCAGUCAGGAAGAUGGAUAUCCUGACAAGCUGAACCCUCAAGUGCAGAGCUACCUAGAGGAGCACCUGCUCAAGUCUCUGAGCAACAAGCUGAGCUUCCUGUCGCGGCCGGCCGGGUUAAACAAAGCGCGCACCAUGCGCCGGCGCAUGUCCGUGCGCGGCGCCAUCAAGAAGACGCGCUCCAUCAACGUGGACUCGGAGACCCUUGGCAUGGAGGGCGAGUACGUGGGUCCUCAGUUGGAGCGCAAACCGUCGUGGCUGGAGGUGGAUCCUGGCGCCUUCGGGCGCAGCCCCUCCCCUGAGGAAGGCAGAAGGAAAGUUGUCACUAAGGGCACCUCGACAACCACUUUACUAGGAUCUCCGAUGAUUGAAGUGACUAAAGAGAAGACACCAAGCCCGCCAAAAGAAGAGGGAGCAGUGAACAAGAGCAUCCCAACGAUCCUGCGGACGCGUACGACGUCGGAAUCCGCCAACUUACUGUACGCAGAGCAAGAAACAGACGAGCUGCUGGGCAUGCUGCGGGAGACAGAGAGCCUCGACGAGCAGGGAGACAUUCUGCAGUACCUCGUCGACACGCACGGCCUCGACUUCAAUACCGGUAUGCUAGAAAACGGAAAGAACGUAACAGUGAAGGAACUUCUCAAGGCUUUAUACGAGAAGGCGUGCACACAGAAACUAUGGGGUCUAGUACGUCAUACGGCUGGUAUGUUGGGCAAGCGGGUAGAGGACCUGGCCAAGGCAGUGACUGACCUGCUGGUCAGGCAGAAGCAGAUAACCGUUGGGAUGCCGCCCAAUAAUGAGCAUACGAUCACUGCGCCGCUACCAGAGAACGAGUUAAGACAGCUGAUUCAUUUGGCAUAUGGCGACGAUGAGAGUACGGCCAUGCUGACACAAGAGCUGCUGGUAUACCUCGCCAUGUUCAUCCGCACGGAGCCGCAGCUCUUCCUCGAGAUGCUCAGGUUGAGGGUCGGACUCAUCAUACAGGUAAUGGCGACAGAACUAUCUCGAACGUUGUCGUGUGACGGCGAGGAGGCGUCCGAACAUCUCCUCAACCUGUCGCCUUUCGAAAUGAAGAACCUCUUGUACCACAUACUCAGCGGCAAAGAGUUCGCUAUUAACAGUGGAAAUUCUCUGUUCGUUAUAAAGGAACGGAUCAGUAAGAGCAAAGGACGUGGCAACUUCUCCAUAGUGAGCAACAAGUCCAACCGUUACGGGAAGAAGUCGCAAAUUGUGCUGGAACAAGGCACUAUUGAUGACACUCCUAUAGCCGAGCCGGAUCGGCAAGGGCAGUGGCUGCGCCGGCGCAGGCUCGACGGCGCACUCAAUCGAGUGCCGCGCGACUUUUAUCCCAGGGUUUGGGGAGUCUUAGAAAAGUGCCAAGGCCUAGUGAUCCAAGGCAAGGUGUUGCAACCAAACUUAACCCAAGAGAUGACUCCUGGUGAGUUGAAGUUCGCUCUGGCAGUGGAGACGGUCCUCAACUCCAUCCCUCAGCCGGAGUAUCGGCAGCUGGUGGUGGAAGCCCUGAUGGUGCUCACCCUCGUGGUCGAGUACAAGGCUGUCACCCAUCUGGGCGGGUUGAUCACCGUCGAGCACCUCGUGCACAAAGCCAACCAGAUAUUCUUGGAGGAUCAGAUGCGUAUAAGCGGCGACGCGACGCUGUGCUGCGCGAAGGCCCCGGGGGGCGGCGGCGGGGGUGCGGGCGGGGGCGGGGGCGGCGCGCUGUGCGGCGGCGCGGCGGGCGUGUGCCAGCACCUGUACGACUCCGCGCCCAGCGGCAGCUACGGCACCAUGACGUACCUGGCGCGGGCCGUCGCCGCGCUGCUGGCCACGGCGCACCCCGCCGACAAGCCCAUAGACUGCACCAUCACGUAGCCUGCCCGGUCACGGUCACGAGCAUUCAUAUGUAUACACUUUGGUACCAUGUCACAUUAACUUUUUCGACAAAUUCGACUGUAAGUCUCACUAAAUGUCAAAUAUGUUAGUGCGACACAGUCCUAAAAUGGGUACAUUGUAUUGCUCAUGACUGUACAAUAAGGAAUUAUACUAUGUAUAGAACGGCUACUCCACUCCACAUUAGCGGCUAAGCUAUGUUAACUCCCCCCCCCCCCCCGGUCUUACUUUAGUCUUCAAUGUCAUGGCGUCAGAGGUCACACACACCAUACAACAAGGAAUAAUACUAACAGCUAAGCUAGGUUAACGAGAGGGGGGGAAGGCUCCCCCCCUCGGUCUUACUUUAGUCUUAAAUCGUAUGACGUCAGAGGUCACACACACAGAUGCACGUGUACGGUGACGUCAAUGUGAUGAGUGAAUGCUCCAGAGUGACAGUGGUGCCGAUUCGGCCAACGACAGAUAACACUCUUCUUAUCGUGUCAAAAUUGGCAACAAGUAGUAUGGCGCUAUCUGCAGCGCUCAUCAGAUCCUCCUGCGUACAGGUGUUCGAGCACGCAGGACAUGAUGUAAGAUGUUCCAUUUGGGGAACAGUGUCGCACUUGCACUUGUACAGAUAACAUAAACAGCCUAUAUACGUCCCACUGCCGGGCACAGGUAUGGAGCAUACUCCACCACGCUGUUUCAAAGUUUUAAUUUUCCAACUCCUAAGAUGGAUAUGAUCACAUCAUCAGUCUAUCAGGGCGAGCCUAUUGCCAUUAUCCGGCCACAAAUCCUGGAAACCACAUGAUGUCAAUUGUCUAAGAUCCAAACAUAAAUUCAGACUUAUAAGUCGAAUUCAAGGCGGACCGACGAUCUGGUGAAGGUCGCGGGAAGCCGCUGGAUGCGGGCAGCGCAGGGCCGAUCGUCGUGGAGAUCCUUGGGGGAGGCCUAUGCCCAGCAGUGGGCGUCAUACGGCUGAUGAUGAUGAAGUCGAAUUCGAACCCGUGACCCUGCGUACAAGUCAUACGUUUUCCGAACUGGAUUUCAUUAUCACGGGAAAUCAUACUUUGUUUUGUUAUUUAGUUUUUCUUUCAUUAUUUAGAUUAUCUGCCCAAAGGAUAUUAAACGGCAGAGUGAAAAAUAGUAUACUUUCCCUUGCUACAAUUAAAUAUUUUUAUGAAAUAUAAUCAAUUAGAUAGUUAUAAUUCAAUUUAGUCGUCUUACUAUGCUAAUGUCCAUUAGUCGUCUUCACAACGAAGGCGCAGGAAUUUUAUGGAAAGUUACAUUUUGAUUUAAUGUGUAUUUAGUUGAACAUUACAGUUCCUUAAAACAUGUAGAUAAUUAAACGAGGAAUAAAAGUUUUUGAUCUGUGGUUUGAAAAAGGUUACGUUGAAGCAAUUCUUUAAUAUACAGCAAUAUUUCAAUUUGACAUUUGCGCAUAAAAAUGUAAGUGCGCAAUGAAAUUCUUCUCUUCCAGUCUUCCAACCAUAAGCAGUUUUUUCUUAGUAGUAAUAUCGUGUAAGGCAUGCCCGCUAAUGAGCGACUUUCUAACCGACGUUCCCCAAAAACACGAUAGAUGGCGUUAUUAAGAUUUUUCUCCGUUUAAACUUCAAAAUUCAUGGAUUACAGACAUAUGCAUCUUUGUUUUUGGGUAUAAAUGAUGACCCUUUUUAUUACACCAAGAUACAAUUACAACUUCCACCCAUUAUUAUUCUGAUUUAAAUAAAGACAAGCAAUAUAGGUAGCAAAAUCAUUCUUUACAUAAUGUGAUCGGAAUAUCAACAAUUAGUUUUAUAUUAUGAUUCUGCUAUAACAUUACAUUUUUGAAUAAUUAUGUACCCCAGCAAUGAGAAAAUAGGUUAUUAUCUCGUUAAAAGUGAACAACGCCAUCUAUCGUGUGUUUGGGGAACGUCGAUUGGAAAGUCCGUCAUUGUUGGGAGUCUGCAUAUAGAUUAUUGUAGAUUGCUACAGGUACAUGUGACCCAAGUGUAGGGUCUCUUUAGAUGUACAUGUCAUAAUACUUAUUA
Molecule: messenger RNA, 5859 nt
Organism: Pectinophora gossypiella (pink bollworm)
Lineage: Eukaryota; Metazoa; Arthropoda; Insecta; Lepidoptera; Gelechiidae
Product: probable phosphorylase b kinase regulatory subunit alpha
Exons: 18
Coding region: 110-3835 (1241 amino acids)
Biological process (GO): glycogen metabolic process
Cellular component (GO): phosphorylase kinase complex
Molecular function (GO): calmodulin binding
Source: RefSeq, a predicted model, not a curated record